Acaulospora morrowiae is the source of this 636-nucleotide messenger RNA. NCBI's taxonomy places the organism in Eukaryota, Fungi, Glomeromycota, Glomeromycetes, Diversisporales, Acaulosporaceae. The record is from the annotation of a GenBank genome assembly.
AUGACCGGUACAACAGGAAGAGCACACCCAAUCAACACAAUCAAUAGAAAUAAAGAUUAUGGCAGAACCUGCAAAAAAGAAUGCCAUGUCAUAAGUCAAGUAUUAGAGAGGACCGUUAGUAGUAGACCAAGCACCCCUAUACAACCAAUGACAGCACCUGGCACAACAACUAGAUGUAAUGUGAAGAUAAGAAACAAACCAGUCGUAGCAGUAUUAAACUCUGAAACUGCAGUGAGCAUUAUGUCAAAAAAAUUGCUUACCAAGCUCGGACUACAGAUUUUGGAACCAUCUAACGCUGUUAUCAUCACCGCGAAUGGAACACAGGAAAGAGCUUUAGGAAAGUUGAAGGACAUAGUUAUAGAAUCUAUGGAAGAAAUGAUGUUAUUAGGAAUGAGUUGGUUUAAGAAGUUAUGCACGCACCUAUAUUUCGACAAACAAAAAUUAAUCAUUAAUUAUAAAGGAGAAAGCAUAGAGCUACCUAUUCAUCAAGAAAAAGAAGUGAAAAUAGAGGAACCGGAGGAGAAGGAAGAGGAUUAUAAGGAAGAUGAUUAUUUCGACACAUACGAGGAAGAAGAUCUAGAUAAAGUAGAAAGUUACUUGACUGACAAUCAGGAGGACUUAUAUACCAACCCAUGA